AUGGCUGAAAAAGUGGAGAAUGCGUUUCACAACUACUGGCUGAAUAGGAAGAAGACGCCCAAGGAUGCCUUCCGUUUCCUGUAUCUCAACACUAUUGAUGAAAAAACGCUCAUCAGCCCAAAAUUUAGCACGUGGGUAAAGUACCUGAAUAACUUCGACGAUCGAUACCCUGGAGAGAAGACGACAGUGCUUGACGGCCUUCUGGCUUUCUACAAUGACAGAGCUCUAUUCAGGAUGUUUAAAGCUGCAGAGGAAGAUCCCAGCACGAAGAAACUCGUCACCGAUCUUCAGAGUGCUUUAAUCCUAAAGUGGCGAGAUGCCAAGGAGACACCAGAAAAGCUUAUGAACAUGCUUAAUGGCGUGCCAAACUCCCGUGAAAUGAUUGAUCGAUACUCCACGCUAAUAUCGGGGACGAGAACAACCUCAUAAUCAAUUCCACUGAAGUGGCUAACAAAUGUAA
This is a messenger RNA of Phytophthora infestans T30-4, 460 nucleotides long. RefSeq names its product RXLR effector family protein, putative. The record is from RefSeq and is a predicted model, not a curated record. The transcript has a single exon. Lineage: Eukaryota; Oomycota; Peronosporomycetes; Peronosporales; Peronosporaceae. Bases 1 to 429 code for a protein of 142 amino acids.